UUGGGCGGCGGGUCCUGCCUGUGACUGCUGUGGAGGCUGCUGGUCCUGCCUGAAACGGCCGCGGAGGCGGCGGCUGUUCCAGACACCUGCGGCGGCGGCGACCCCUCGGCGGCGCGGAGAUGUGGCCCUUGGUGGCAGCGCUGUUGCUGAGUUCGUUUUGCAGCGGUUCAGCCCAGCUACUAUUUAAUAAAACCAAAUCAGUAGAAUUCACCUUUUGCAAUGAAACUGUUGUCAUCCCAUGUUUUGUUAUUAAUGUGGGGGCACAAAACACUAACGAAAUGUAUGUGAAGUGGAAAUUUAAAGGAAAAUACAUUUUCAUCUAUGAUGGAGGCCAAGACAAUGCUACUAUGGACAGUAACUUUUCAAGUGCAAAAAUCGCAGUCUCAGAAUUACUUAAAGGAGAUGCUUCUUUGAAGAUGGAUAAGCGUGAUGCAAAAGUAGGAAACUAUACAUGUGAAGUAACAGAAUUAACCAGAGAAGGUGAAACAGUUAUAGAACUCAAAUAUCGUGUUGUGUCAUGGUUUUCUCCAAAUGAAAAUAUUCUCGUUGUUAUUUUCCCAAUUUUGGCUAUACUUCUCUUCUGGGGACAAUUUGGCAUUUUAACACUUAAAUAUAAAUCCAACUGUACAAAUAAGAAAAUCAUCCUUUUACUUAUUGCUGGACUACUGCUCACUACAAUUGUCAUUGUUGGAGCCAUUCUCUUUGUCCCAGGAGAAUAUUCAGUAAAGAAUGCUUCAGGACUUGGUUUCAUCGUAAUUUCUACAGGGGUAUUAAUAUUACUUCAGUACAAUGUGUUUAUGACAGCUUUUGGGAUGACCUCCUUUACCAUUGCCAUAUUGAUCACUCAGGUGUUGGGCUAUGUGCUCGCUGUGGUUGGACUAUGUCUCUGUAUCAUGGCGUGUAUACCAGUGCAUGGCCCUCUUCUGAUUUCAGGUUUGGGUAUCAUAGCUCUAGCAGAAUUACUUGGACUAGUUUAUAUGAAAUUUGUGGCUUCUAAUCAGAGGACUAUACAAGCUCCUAGGAAAGCUGUAGAGGAACCACUUAAUGCGUUUAAAGAAUCAAAAGGAAUGAUGAAUGAUGAGUAACUGAAGUGAAGUGAAGGACUCUGGUUUGGAGAGUCAUGGAACCUGAAGGAGUACACUUGUAUUUAAAGACCCCGGCCUUGAUGAUUCACUCUUGGGAAGAAGAAAAAAAAAAAAAAAGAAAAGUAACUGGUACUCGUCUGUAAGAGAAAAUAAGUCAUUGACCCGUAAAUGAUUAUCACAGUUUUUAUUCAAAACAACUAUAAUUUAGUUAAUAAAAGAAUUAUGAUCUGUGUCGUGUGCCCGGUUGAGAUCCAAUUUUCUGUUAUUUCUAUUUAAUUGGGGACAAAAGUAGAGGGAGCAACUUCCAAGGAUGAUACUUUCCAUAUCCUCGGGCCUCUCGACUCUGGGUUUAAAUUGGUUCAGGGUGAGAAUGACCUAACACUAACCUGAUGGUCACCCAGAAACAUCUGUGAAAAUCAGUGGCUUCCAUCCAAGCUUAGUAAACUCAGGUUCCCAGCAUCCAUGGCAGUUAGGCUGUUAGCUGAAUAAGGUGUCUGCCACUUCUGGGUCGGGAAUAAUGACUUAUUAAGUGGAGACAGGAAUUUGGUUGGGAACAUCUUGUAUGCCACUUACCUGUGCUAUGAUGUCACUGGAUAUAGGGGUCUUCAUUCUUGGGGGUUGCCAUUCGCACAGUGUCCCUUCAGCCUACAGUGUGACAGAUACUUCCCAGAUGUGGGUUGCUUUUAUUGACAGGUGUGUUUUUCUUUAAUUCACACAACCCUUGGGACCCUUCCUUGCCCUCCUGUUACUCGCUUCUGCUGGACACGAUGUAGCACCGUUUCUGAACGCGGUCCAGUGAYGCGGUAGCAUCAGUUGCAGAAAGGAGCCAGACUUGUUUUCAGAGCACUGUGUUCACACUUUUCGGCAAAAAUAGCUAUGGUUGUAACAUAUGUAUUCCCUUCCUCUGGUUUGAAGGCAAAACUCUACCGUGUUUCUUCACUUAUUUUCUGAUUGGAGGCAUGACAAAAGCAAGACUGAAAUCUGAACUAUGAGUCUCCUGCAUGGCAACCUUCUGUGUGUCUCCAUCAGGCCGCGGGCCAGCCCUCGAGGGGGGCACUCCUCCUGUUGUGUCUCUGUUGCAUGAUAACCACUCAUCCGCUUCCUCCUGUAGUCCUGCCUCCUGCUCCCCCUCCCCUGAGAUUGAAAAGUAAAACAGAACCACAUUUCCUACCCCAGUUAGAAGAAAAAAAUAACGUUCUGACAGUGUGAUCGCCUGGAGUACUUUUAGAUUCUUAGCACUCGUUUUUUACCUCGUUUGUGGAUGUGUGUUUGUAUGUGCACAUGUAUAAGGUAGGCUCCUGCUGCUUCUGUAGGGACAGAAGUGCCGUACCUACAGGAGAGCCAGUGCUGACUUUGUGCUUUUAGUAAAAACAUUUAAAAACAAAAGGUCCUUAUCAGGUGGAAUUAUAUUUGAUGCAAAUAUUUGAYCACUUAAAACUUUAAAAACUUCUAGGUAAUUCGCCAAGCUUUUUGACUGCUCACCAAUGCCCUCUAAAAAUACUAGUGAUUCUUCCUGUUUGUGUAAUGAGACUUUCAUAUUCGUAGUGCCAUCACUGAUAGUUAUUUCUUAGUCUCCUGGAUGUUUCCAUGUGCCUCUUUUAUGCCCAACUUAUUGUCAUAUUUCAUGUUGGGACCAAGUGGUUUGCCCAUGGCAGACCUAAACUUAUAACCUGCUGAGGCCCCUCAGAAAAUUGAACACACUAUCAAGACAGUUCUUCCCUGAUUGAGUAGCUGUCCAAAAUUAUAUUAGUCUAUGGAGAGGGAGCUGURUUCCUUUAUACAAAUCUAAUGGCUCCUGCUGCUCUUCUCCUGGAAAUAUUUGCACUUUGCUAAUAUCGUUUGUUACUUUAGAAAUUAGUUUUGAUGAAAAGAGCAAAAAAAAAAAAAAAAGCAGAUGGACUUGAAAAAGAUUCAAAUUCUUAUUCUCCAUUAAGAAAAUCAGGUAUGAAGAUCUUUAUAGUCAAAUUUUUUAAUGAACUAAAGUUGUACCUUUUAAUAUGUUGUAAACUCUCCUUUAUUUGGGGUUCAGUCUUGAUCUGACCAUCUGUUGUGUUCUCUUUGAUGCUACCUGCCUUUUGAGAUGUCACUGGCCUAGACAAUGCCACUCGAGGUAGCAGGGGAAAUGCCAGAUGCAAUCAACUCUUGCUCUUACCCAUCCUCUUCUCCAGCUAAGGGACCACAGCAGCAGCAGUCCUCCUGCCUGGGCAUCAUUGGGCCAGUUUAUUCUCUUUAAAUCAGACUUGUAAUGGCUCCCAAUUCUGUCACAUCAGAUAUAACUUGCUAACAGUGUUUUGAGCAUCAUAGAUUGUUUUGCCCCAUAAGAUGCUUUUUUACUCCCUGAUCCCAAUUUUUGCCAUCAUCUCCUCCAUUCGGUUUUAUUUAUUGUACAUUCUCAAAGUGACACCAUUUGUCAUUUCCUGCAACAACCUUUUCAGCCUUUUUGGCCAAAUCACAUUUUUCUUUUCCUUCAGUACAUACUGCUCCAGCCCUUCCCCCCMCACACACUGGCUGUCCUUUGCAGUCUGUCCUCAUCUGUCUAGCAGCCUCUUUCAUCUCUUUCUUACCCUUCCUUAGUACUUCAUUUAUCUUGGCUUUAGUUCUGUUGGGGUUUUUUGUCUUGCUUUUCUCACUGGAUUUUAAAAUUGCUUCCAUAGCAAGAGCUUCUCUCUCUUCCUUUCUCUCUUGCUGCUGUGUGCGGUGUUCUGCGUACAUUAGAUACUCCGUACAUAAGUUUGAUGAUUGGCUGUAUUUCGAUUUCUCACUAUUUUUAAUAGGGUGAGCUAGAGACUUUUCUUUUUUGACAAAUUGCACAUGCUCGGAAAACCUUAAAGGGAAAUGAUUUUUUUUUUUUAACCUGGAAAUUUCAGGUCCAUUCUGUUAAAAAUUCUUGAGAAUAUCAGAGUUAAUUUGGCUAUCCCAUAAUUGGGAGUAUUGCUCUUUUCAGACUUCUCUUGCCAAUUUAGUAAGUGUCCGACCGGAUUGUGAUCUAAUAAAGCUCAAAAAGUGAUAAGUUUGCUCCUUCAUCUCAUUAAUUUAAAAAAGGCUACAUCACCUUCUCGAUGUCUGUCAUCUUACAAAGGGUGUUCAAAAGUGGCGAUAGGUGGUUUAUGUCUGGAAAUACAUACCCAUACCUUUAUUUACCUCUUGUUGGAAACUGGAGAAAUAAUUGUCUGGCACCUCUUUACAUUUUCUUUGUGUUUUAUUUGAUUGAGGGUUUAUUUAGAAAUAUUAGUUUUGCAUGUGUGUCUUAUAUUCAAAAUCACUAACUGCCAUCACCCACUGGGGGUCCUUUUAGUUUAAUAGGGAUAAUCCAAGUUAACUUUGAAGAGAUGAGCAGUGACCAGGAAGUUUUCCUGCCUUUAACUUUGAUAGCUCUUAAUUAUCAUCCUGUAAGACCAGCUUUUCCAUAAAUCCAGUCUUCUAAGGAAAAAAAUAAAGCAAGCCUUUGUAAUAAGCUUCUCUGUAAGACAACAGCAGUGGAAACUUCAAAGUGUUGUUAUCAAGAUUGGUGAGAGAGGGAAACAUUUUUGUUUUUAUUAAAUGAAG
Urocitellus parryii (Arctic ground squirrel) is the source of this 4631-nucleotide messenger RNA. It is a transcript of the gene Cd47, whose product is annotated as CD47 molecule. Lineage: Eukaryota; Metazoa; Chordata; Mammalia; Rodentia; Sciuridae. Gene Ontology annotation, biological process: positive regulation of cell-cell adhesion; positive regulation of phagocytosis; positive regulation of inflammatory response. Gene Ontology annotation, molecular function: thrombospondin receptor activity. Gene Ontology annotation, cellular component: extracellular exosome; plasma membrane. The record is from RefSeq and is a predicted model, not a curated record.